UCAAGGAUGGCAAAAUAUUUAUAUACUUUCUUGGCGGGCCUUCUGCUUCUUCUCCUUAUUGCUAUACCAGAAAUAAAGGCCCAGGGUCAAAGUAUAUGCAAAACCGUGAUACGUGACGGAUUAUGCAAGGAUGCACAAGACAAAGCAGUGUGCAACGCAACCUGUCUAGGAUCGCUGAAAGCAAAUCAUUUCCAAUGUACUGAUCAUAAAGCAUGCAUGUGCUAUUGGAAGUGUCCUCUUCCUCAUUCCAUACACAAAAAGCCAGCACCUCUCGGUUCGGUACCACAUCCAACCCAGCGCAUAAAACCACACUCUAAAGGUGGUAUUGACUCACCUCCAACAAGCCGGGACGCACAACAAUCCCCUGGUGAUGGUGGUAAGCCAAGUUCUAGGCCAACAAUCACUACUACCAUCCCCUGAGUGCUAAUAAUCAG
Messenger RNA from Erigeron canadensis, 434 nucleotides. RefSeq names its product major pollen allergen Art v 1-like. The coding region runs from base 7 to 420 and encodes 137 amino acids. NCBI's taxonomy places the organism in Eukaryota, Viridiplantae, Streptophyta, Magnoliopsida, Asterales, Asteraceae. The record is from RefSeq and is a predicted model, not a curated record. The transcript has 2 exons.